GACCCACCGGGCCACCACCACCCUGAAAGCAGCUGAAAACCAUAAACUUCUCUUGACCGUCAUUCAACCCUAGAGAAUCCUUACCCUCGGUCAUCCUCGCCGAUACCCUCUUAAGCUUGCUCGUUUCAUCCACUUUAUCAUCGACAUGCCACCACCACCCCACAGGCGUCAGAAAUCGGUCAAGAAGGGCAUCCAAUUCACCUUGAUGGUGGUCGGCGCAUCAGGUUCUGGUCGCACCACUUUUGUCAACACCCUUGUAGAACAAAAGGGAUGGUUGAAUCAUUCUGAACCGGUUGAUGCCGCCAAUGCCCAUGAGCCACAGCCAUUCAUCAAAGUCCAAAAGCAGACUAUCGAAUUAGAACAAGACGGUAUCCCCGUGCGGUUAACAGUCUGCGAUACACCUGGAUUCGGUGAUAACAUCGAUAACGAAUCGGCCUUCUCGACGAUCUCGGAUUAUUUGGAAAAACAAUGCCAUGAUAUCUUGGGCGAGGAAUCGCGAAUCAAACGAAACGCCAGGCUCGAAGAUAAUCGGGUCCACGCUUUACUUUAUUUCAUUCCUCCCACAGGUCACAGCUUGAGAGAAAUGGACAUCGAGUUAAUGAAGCGACUAUCCCCACUGGUGAACGUCAUUCCCGUUAUUGGUAAGGCUGACAGCCUUACUGUUAGCGAAUUAAAAGGGUUCAAGGAGCGGAUUAUGCAAGACAUCGAACACUACGACAUCCCCAUUUACAACUUCCCCUUUGACCCGGAAGAGGAUGACGAUGAAGUAAUUGCUGAAAACUCGGAGUUAAGAGCCUCAUUGCCAUUUGCACUUGUAGGGUCAGAGGAGGAAGUCGAAGUUGGCGGUGAAAUGAUCCGAGCGAGGAAGUACCCGUGGGGGAUCGUCGAGAUCGAUAACCCGGCUCACACUGAUUUCCUCAAGUUGAGGAACACUCUACUAUCGACUCAUUUGACUGAUCUCAAGGAGAUCACUGUUGAUUUCCUAUACGAGAACUACCGAGAGAAAGCUUUAAGUCGAGGCACUCCACAUGCAGCCGACGAGUCCAUACCACCUGAUGAUAUCGUCAAUCGAUCCUUCAAGCUCAAAGAGGAACAGUUAAGGAAAGAAGAAGAGAAGUUGAAGGAGAUCGAACUCCGCGUUCAACGUGAGAUCAGCGAGAAACGUCAAGAACUCUUGGCGAGAGAAGAAAGUCUUCGAAAUAUGGAGGCUCGUUUGGCACAAAGUGCUAACGAGAUUACUCCGAGAUAAACAACAUAUUGAGAUACCAUAUAAGCAGUCUUUACAUCGAUUGCUUUUAUUUCCAUGAAAAUUCACACGUUUCACUCCACUUCAUUUUUAUCAUCUUCUCGUUCUUCCCCCUUUCAAAGAUUAAAAUAUCCAAUUUACCAGCUAUUUAUUAUCAAAAUGGUACACAUUCUGCUUAGGUGACCUCACAAAUGAUUGUCUUGUAGAAUUCUUUCAGGAAAUGAUGGGUUGGCUUGUUCACUUUUUCUUCAAUUGUUGGAUCCCAAUACCCAUUGAUAGCUUGCUUGAAUUGUUUGUUCUUGGUCAUCCCUAUAUUUCGAGGCUUGUUUUCUAUUUAUUGAUCUAUUCUUCUUCUUCUGGUGUUUUGCACUUCUAAGUCGUUGGGAUCCAUGUCCUGGACUCAUUGUUAGGUUCAUGCCUUGAAAUCCAAUUAAAUUAUGGUAUAUAUACAUGCUACUGGAAACUGGACCAUUCAGUCUUU
Molecule: messenger RNA, 1727 nt
Organism: Puccinia graminis f. sp. tritici CRL 75-36-700-3
Lineage: Eukaryota; Fungi; Basidiomycota; Pucciniomycetes; Pucciniales; Pucciniaceae
Exons: 9
Coding region: 146-1249 (367 amino acids)
Biological process (GO): cytoskeleton-dependent cytokinesis
Cellular component (GO): cytosol; septin complex; cell division site
Molecular function (GO): GTP binding; molecular adaptor activity; GTPase activity
Source: RefSeq, a predicted model, not a curated record